UGUGGUCCGCACUUUUAAAAGUUUGUUUUUGUUUCUCCCAUGAUUUGUAGCGCUAGUUGUCGCUUAAGCAGAAAUAUUGGUCGGCGUGAUAUUAUUUUAAGAGCCAUGUCUACUUUGGAACAGUCCAAAAAAAAUGCCGCUUACGAAGCGGUAGAUAAUCAUAUUAAAUCUGGUUAUGUUGUUGGUAUCGGCAGUGGUUCAACAGUUAUUUAUGCAGUUGAACGGUUAGCUCAGAGGGUUCUGAAUGAAAAUCUGAAUGUCAGAUGCGUCCCUACGUCGUUUCAAGCGAGGGAGCUUAUAAUCAAGUACAAAUUAAAUUUAACUGAUUUAGAUAUAGAUUAUAAGUUGGAUGUAUGUAUCGAUGGGGCCGAUGAAGUAGACGAAAGCCUCAAUCUCAUCAAAGGUGGCGGUGGUUGCCUUUUGCAAGAAAAAAUCGUAGCCAGUUGUGCGGAUGAACUGAUAAUUAUAGCCGACCAUACCAAAAAUUCUAGUCAACUGGGAGAUCAAUAUCGCAAAGGCAUUCCAAUAGAAGUUGUGCCAAUGGCCUAUGUUCCUGUAAAAAACAGGUUAGAAAGUUUAUACGGUGGUAAAAUAGAGCUUCGACUGGCGAAAAUGAAAGCAGGACCUGUUGUGACCGAUAAUGGCAAUUUUAUUUUGGACUGGAAAGAAUUUGAUCAGAAUUUGAAUUGGAACGAAGUUAGCACCAAGAUAUCCUCAAUACCGGGAGUGGUGGAGAUUGGUUUGUUCGUACAAAUGGCUAAAAAGGCAUAUUUCGGAAUGACUGACGGGACAGUCAAAGUUCAGGAGUGAUAGUUCUGCAAUCUUAUCAAUAAAAUUUUCUGUUUAUGUUUUGAUUUUGUUAGUACGGUAAAGGUUAUGCUGACUGACAAUGUAAAUGCGCAUACUUAUCUAAACAAAGCUUGUUUUUGUAACAGAAUUUUUGCCUUUUAUUUUUCUAUAAGAAACUAUUUAUAAUAAUACCGCAAAGCUGUGCUUUUAAUAUACGUACUUUUACCUGUUAAAAAUGCAUGUAUUUUUUCGUAGUA
Cylas formicarius (sweet potato weevil) is the source of this 1046-nucleotide messenger RNA. Its product is annotated as ribose-5-phosphate isomerase. Gene Ontology annotation, cellular component: intracellular membrane-bounded organelle. Lineage: Eukaryota; Metazoa; Arthropoda; Insecta; Coleoptera; Brentidae. Gene Ontology annotation, biological process: pentose-phosphate shunt, non-oxidative branch; D-ribose metabolic process. Gene Ontology annotation, molecular function: ribose-5-phosphate isomerase activity. The transcript has a single exon. The record is from RefSeq and is a predicted model, not a curated record. The coding region runs from base 40 to 810 and encodes 256 amino acids.